Penicillium canescens is the source of this 1643-nucleotide messenger RNA. RefSeq lists its product as uncharacterized. The transcript has 2 exons. The record is from RefSeq and is a predicted model, not a curated record. Bases 77 to 1291 code for a protein of 404 amino acids. NCBI's taxonomy places the organism in Eukaryota, Fungi, Ascomycota, Eurotiomycetes, Eurotiales, Aspergillaceae.
CAUACCCACUGUUAUCUACAAGUCGCGUUUUCGCAUCGUUCUUUUUCACUCGUUUUCACUCUGACUUCUUUACGGAAUGGGUAUCCCGAUGUGGCGUGAGCCUUCCAAGGCCGAGGUACAUAAGUCUGCUAUCGAGAAGGACCGCACUGCUGCUGCGCGUUCGACCAUCGGCCGUCGGGGCUCAUCGCGCCACGGUAUCUCUCGUGCGCGCCGGAAUGUCUUGGCUUCGUUUCAGUCGCAGGUUAUCGAUGAGCUCCGACGCGGCAGUGAUCUCCCCCGGCGAUCUCCUGUGCAGAACAACGGGAUAAGUGAGGAUGGAAUGACAUUGGCGCAAGCUCAACGCGAGGCUUUCAGCAGGGGUCCUUCCUCGCGCCGGAAUCACCGCCAGCGGUCCGAUCAAUCCUACUCCCUGCGUGAAAAUCAAGCCUUGACCGACCUGCUUGGUCGCCCAGGCUUUCACCCUCAGAGCUUCCGCAACGGUAGCCCUUCAUUCACCCCGAACUUUGCUCCAGCUGCCGCAUACCAUACCCGCGGCUCCUCAACUCCCUCCUCGGACGACAUGCGGCUUCCGCCCCUGCGUCGCACAGACAGCCCCAGUGACGAGCCUUCCUUCUUCAUGCCGUCAAGCCUCAUUCGUAUCAAUCGAAACGCGGCCCAGCCAAGUCGACUGAACCGAGAGACCGCGAUGGAUGGGCUUGGGGAUCGCCAACGCAGCCCGAGUCCUGACGGAGAUCGCGAUACUAUCGCGUGGGAAACUUUGUUGUCGACCAUCACGCCCGAUGCCACGCUACCUUCCAAUGACACCUCAUUCGCCUCAAGUUCCGCUUCUGCGCCUGAUGUUACUCGCAAUGGAACUACUCGCGCCUCUACCAACUCGACUCUACCAUCUUCCUUGAGCUCUACCCGCAACGCCGCGCUCGACCCUUACCCUGACCAUCUCAACCCUUGUGACUUUUCUUCUUCGGACGACGAGGAUACACCUGUAAAUUACCGCCGGUUCAUUGGUCAGCCCAGCACCAUGCCCCUCUCGCUCCAACGUUUCCCAGAUAUCCGCUCGACCCUGAGCAGGCACCCUCCCGUUCCUACCAUUUCACUUUCCAUCACCGAUCACAAUAAUGACGAUCUCCAGCAGAUGCAGGCCAUCCUGGAUCGACUUGCCCGCCGUGAAGACAUUCCGGACGACUGGUGGGCGGCUGCGGGUCUGGCACGAACGCUCGACCGAGGUCUCAGCGCGAGCAUGGACUCGACGGACAACGAAGGCGCUUCUCAGCCUAACCGCGGUGACCUUUGAGGACCAAUUUUCGCAUUACAUGACAUGACAUUUGAUACUGGCGAUGGCGUUUUCUUUCACAGGGACUGAAUUCCACCGGAUAUUUUUUAAUUGUGUUGGACUGGACCACGGGGCGUUGUUAUGAAUCAUAAAAGGACUCACUACUGGAGUCGAAAGUUGUUUGAUUCUUCUGUCUUUCGGUUAUGCUGCACUGGCUGCAGUACCAAGCUCGGCCUUUGCUAUGGAUCUGGCAAGGGCGCUGUCGUCUUCAGCGAUUUCGAUUUUUGUAUUGAUAUGCUUAUGAUGUAAUUUUCAUAAUCGUUUCGAACAAAAUGAACUUCUACCCAACGUUAUGUUGGGAAUACGAUACUCC